AAUUCCGUUAUACAAGACAUACCCACGACUCCUUUCGGGUACGGCAGCCGUACCUCUGAUUAAUUGGAAAAAUAUUCAAUACUACGGUACUAUCGAAAUUGGUACGCCACCGCAAAAAUUUAAUGUACUUUUCGACACUGGUUCUUCAGAUCUCUGGGUACUAUCCAAAAUUUGCAACGUCAGCCAACCUGCUUGCUUGAAACUUAAUAAGUUUGAUCAUACAAAGUCCACCACAUAUAUAUCACACGGUGCAUUUAAUCUUCAUUACAAAGAUGGCCGUGUGUGGCAGUCCUUGUCUACUGAUGUAGUAAUUAUUGCUGGCCUUAAGGUUUCAUUCCAGACAUUCGGAGUAGCGCACGAUUUCUUGACAAGUUUUUGGGACUCUGCACAAUGCGACGGCGUUCUGGGGAUGGGUUAUCCAGCCUUAUCUCACCUUAAUGCGCUUGUCUUCCAAAACAUGAUUGAUGAACAAGUGGUAUCCCGACCAAUUUUUAGCUUCUAUCUAAAUCGAAAUCUCACGGACGUGUUUGGCGGUGAACUGAUAUUGGGUGGCACCGAUUUUUCCCAUUACGAGGGCAAGUUUACGUAUGUUGAUGUUAAUCCUGAAAACGGAUACUGGCAAAUUACCAUGGAUAA
This is a messenger RNA of Temnothorax curvispinosus, 636 nucleotides long. Its product is annotated as lysosomal aspartic protease-like. The transcript has 4 exons. Gene Ontology annotation, molecular function: aspartic-type endopeptidase activity. Gene Ontology annotation, biological process: proteolysis. The record is from RefSeq and is a predicted model, not a curated record. The annotation marks the transcript as partial. NCBI's taxonomy places the organism in Eukaryota, Metazoa, Arthropoda, Insecta, Hymenoptera, Formicidae.